This is a messenger RNA of Desarmillaria tabescens, 500 nucleotides long. RefSeq lists its product as uncharacterized. The transcript is spliced from 3 exons. Lineage: Eukaryota; Fungi; Basidiomycota; Agaricomycetes; Agaricales; Physalacriaceae. The record is from RefSeq and is a predicted model, not a curated record. Bases 22 to 294 code for a protein of 90 amino acids.
UAUUCUUACCUUCGUACCACGAUGGGCUCAAUCUGCUCAAAGUCAGGCGCUCAUUCCGGUGGACAUACAGUACUGGGUCCUGCCUCUACUACCGCUCCUUCAGCUUCUCGAACUCCAAAUCCGAGUGACGCCCGUGCAGCUCGCGCAGAAGCUGCGGAACAGAGACUGAAGGCUGCUCAAGCUAGAGGCACCCAUUCUUCCAAUCCAAACAAAGGGAAGCUUGCCUCACAGGCUGCGAAGCCGGUCAAGGUCACACCCGAAGGAAGGCAGGACGAAAGACUCGUGUGGGACUGAUGAUCUACUACUUCUCAUCUUGCAAUGCAUGCCAUCCUCGCCCUGCUGGACGCCACCAUCGGGAGAUUCCAUUCUCCCAGUCACGAUGUCCCCCCAUUCAAUUACUGAAUGCUGCCUAUUUAUUCUGCUAGUAGUUCCGGCUUCGCUGAAGAGAAUUGUGAAAUAGAUGGAUGGGACAUUGUAGCGCACCGUCCUAAGAACCUACG